AUGCCUCAUGGUUACGACAGGCCGCGCAACGUGAAACGGAACAGCCAGGUCUUUACGGACGAGGAGGAGGAUGGGGAGGGUCUUGACAACGAGGAGGAUACCACGGCACGCCUGUCCGGUAGAAGGCGGCAGUCGAAAACCGCUCAAGAAGAUAACUCUUCCGCCCUGGACCGCGUCAGAAGCCUUACGCAGCGCAAUCGAAUGGUCCUCGACAAGCUCUCUUCCAUAUCUCGCCUGAACUCCCCAGCACCGACCAGUUCCCCGGCACCCUCGAACAAUCCCCGCACGCCCGUCUCUCCGCCCUAUACAAAUGAGUCCUUGUCGCGCGCCUCAGCCAGACCUCAAUCAGCAUCGAACCCUCUCCCGACGCCAGCCCGCCGCAUCGAAACUUCCCACUCGGGUUCAGAAACAGAGCGUGAAAGCCAGUAUAACCUCAGCCACUCUUACUCCUCAGAUGAAUUCGCCGCAACACCGCCAUCGCGCCCUGAAGUCCGCGCGCCUUUUCCCGUCCGGGAGAGGCGAAUUUCAGCUCCUGCAUCUCCUGCGAAGGGCCGUACGCAGCGCGACAGAGAUAGAGCUCCGUCACCUGGCCCAUCCCGAGCCCCGCGGAAGAGGAUGUCGAUGGCGAUGUCUGUGGACGAGAGCCAGCGCCAUGCACAGGGUGACGACGAGGAUGUCUUGACCUCCGCCUUAGCAGCUGUCGCUUCAUCACGCCGCAGCCCCGGAAGUGGGGGGAAGAAGAGCCGACAGCCAUUACCACGAGAGUUCAGGGACCGGAGGAGCCCAGACGAGAAGCCUCAGGGAGAGCCGUCUACCCCACAUCGCAAUCGCAAUGGCCAUGACAGGGCAUCGCCUUCUUCACCGCGAGCAUUCAGAACAGGUCUCCCACCCAACACACAGGUCUCACCUCGUCGCCAAGGACAGGCUCGGUACUCGACAGUGCGUGAGCUCACGAGGAAGCAUCAGACGCGGUGGCUAUCGGAGGAUCUGUCUGCCUCUGUGGAAGACGAGGAGCCAUCACAUCAUGCUAACGGUAGCGUCGAGUCCUUUGGGCGCCGACAGGGUCACAGAGGCGGAAGCUCGGACACAGUGCUUGCUGGGAAUGGUGGAAGGAGCUUGGUAGGUGAAGGGCUGCGCGCGGCGGGAUUGACCAAGCGGCGGGACCCUGGAGACGAUCUAUUCGGUGGCGGGCCGACUGCACCGGAAUCUCCUCGACGCACGAAACGUGAUGAGCGCAUGACUCGUUCAGGAGGAAUGCUGGCUCGUCCCGGGACGUCCAUGGCAGCCUUGCACCACGACACUGCCGAGAUGCUGCCACCGAGGACGGCCCCUCCUGGAUUGCGUGCGUACAAGUCGACGUUUGCGCUGGCUAACCGGGAGCCGGUCACGUCUCCUCAAACCCAACAGGAGUUCUCCGAUCACCACACCAAUACGAUCCCGGAGCUGUUCCAGAAUGCACAGCACCUCGUUCACUCAUUGGACAAGCUCAAUGGGAUGCUGAAGUCUGGGACGAACCGGGCGCUCGAGGCUCAGAUCGACGCAGAGGUCGCCGACGUAUCGACGAGUGUCAACCUGCCUGAGCUCUGGAGAGACGUUGGAGCGGAGCAUCGGGAGAACCUCAGGGUGAGCGACGAGGUCGUGCGGAACAUGACUGGCUUCCUGCUCGGCGUCGGCAAGGUGCUCCGCGAGGGGACCGCGGGCAAGGAUCCACAGCAGCACCUUCGCACGGUCAGUCUCGACGAGAGCGUGAGUAACCGCCUCGCACCAGAUCCCAGCAUUACUGCAAGCGGCGGACGCAGCUCUGAUGGAAGGAAGAGCCGUGAGACCCGACGUAGCUGGGACCCACGAGACGUUCGGGAAUCGUCGCUGGCCAGAUUGUCUAGUCUGGAGAGAAGCCACGUGCGUCCCGCUUCUGCUCUCCUUCGAGGCUCUGCGACCUCGAGCAGCGAGGGGCGCAGCGUCACGGAUGCUGUCGAUGGGACACCGCAGACCGUCAAGGCCAGCACGAUGCAUAUGGCGCCUUCAUCCUCCAUGCGCCGGUUGUACUUGCCACGAGAACAGCGUGCAACUCCGGAGGUUUUAGCGCCCAUUCAGACGAACGUGAACUUCUCGCGUCAAGACUCCCCCGACAAGUACGAACCCUCGCCCACACCGACCUCGCGGACGUCCCAUUCGGCGCUGUCAGAGCGCCCACGCAACUUCGCGCCCGUCUCCGUACCUCCAUCCCUCUCGACAUUGCCAUCCGAAUCGCUCAUCACUCGCACCGUGAGCACCUCCUCGUCGGAGAACAGCGCCUCUCGAAGGAAGGUGUCUAGCUCCUCGAACCUCACCGUGCGCGCCGAACCAUCCGCCUUCAACUCUAUCCUCAACCGUCUGGAGCGACGACCUCGCUCACCACCGCGACCUGGAAACGUCGCCACCCUCUCCCGUGCAUCUCUAGCCUCUGCGCGCUUGCGCUCGUCCUCGAACGCCUCCAGUGCCGUGGACGAGGAGCCGCCUGUGCGGCUCGAGGCGGCGCCAGUCCUCUCGCCGAUGUCGGGCAACGAGACGGAGCGGCCGGAGAACUGGCGCAGAACGAUCGCGGCGCGCCCCAGGGCCAGCCUGGAGAGCGCGUGGGAGCGGGAGCGGGACGAGCGGAACGCGAACAGAAACGCGACGGUUUCGGGGAGGAAGGAGAGGCGGAGGACGAUCACGGAGAUUUUCCAACGGUAG
Fomitopsis serialis is the source of this 2712-nucleotide messenger RNA. RefSeq lists its product as uncharacterized. Lineage: Eukaryota; Fungi; Basidiomycota; Agaricomycetes; Polyporales; Fomitopsidaceae. The record is from RefSeq and is a predicted model, not a curated record. The coding region runs from base 1 to 2712 and encodes 903 amino acids. The transcript is spliced from 6 exons.